AAACACCCAGAGGUUUGUUCUUUUGUUCUGCACUGCUGCAAUAAGUUUGAGUGAGAUAAAUAUUAUCAGUACUGGCAGUGCAUUUCGAAACACAGCCCAUGUGCUGAACUGAACUGAACUCUAUUACACUUUCGGCAAGUUCCGGUCGUGAUGUACGUCGUAUGUUCAACUCUAUUUUUCAAUAAAAUAUAUGAUGAUUGAAGCCGAUAAGAUGUUACAUUUGAGGAAAUACGUAUUGACCGUUCUCAGAUGCGACACGAAAUUGCACGUAGCUCGUUCACUGUACUCAACGUCGCCGUCGGUGCGCAAAGCAGGUUAUGUACGUCACUCGUUGCAUCAUUGUCGUGUUCCGCAGACAAAUUUGCGGCCAAAUUACACAGCGUGCGGAAUCAGGACAUUUAGUACAACAAUCGCACAAUCAUCAGCUGAUGAAGUUAACCAGAAAGUGACAUCGUUUUGCAACGACGUAAAACACGACCAGACAUGCCCAGUGGACAGAUUGAAGGAAGUUAUCUGGUUAUGCGACGAAAACAACUAUCAGUUGCAGCCCGAUACAAGCGUGCUGCUGUUAAAAUGCUGCGGCAGUCCACUAUCUACCGUGACACCCAACGAGAGGCAAAAUCUCGCCAAUCAGGUAUGGCGGCUCGUCAAGGAAAACGGCGGCGCGCUCACGUUAGAACAUUACAACACGUUGCUAAAUGUCCAUGUGGAGAACUCUAGCUCCGUGGAUCCCGAGAAGUUUCUGGCCGAUAUGAAUGUGCAGCCAGAUGAUGACACAUAUCGCCUGCUGUUUAAUAAUGUUGCCAAAACAGGCAAUACUAAGCACCUGCAGAGUAUCAUGUCUAUGAUUUUGAGGAAGACUAUCUCGCUCGAUCAGGACGUCUUGUGCACAUUGGUGCAGACUCUUUUGACCAAUGGUAAUACCACUGCAGCACUAAAUGUCAUUACAUCUAUGCAGAAUGCAAAUCUGCCCAUUAACAAGAUGUACACCGAGCUGGCUUGUGAGUAUGCGACACAAGGCGAUAUCUCUAACGUGAUGAAAAUUCUAAAAGAUGAGCCACAGAGCAACGUGAGUCUAUUUAGAAUCAUAAAAUCCUUGAGCUUGUCUGGUAAUGGCGGACACAUCCCUGCUGUUGCGAAUUUCCUUACAGGCCCACUGCCAACAAUCGAGUCUGAGAUAAAAAAUUUGAUAGAGGAACUGGUGCGCGCCGACCGAGCCAUGGACGCGCACGCGAUCAUAAAUUGCGUCGUGUCGAAUAAAGAGGCCGCACAGCACACGACGAGCUUCAUAAACAACUUCCUGAACAAGCUGAUUAUGAUGAACGUACCUGCUAAGGACAUCACGAAAUCCGCGAGCAAUUUCGUACAGUCGGGAUGCGAACCUGAAGUUUUGACCAACAUAGCCGAGACCUCGUUGAAGCUCGGCAGGGAAAAACUGAGCCUCGCGAUAUUCACAGCGAUACGGGAAAAUGGCAUCGAAAUACGUCCGCAUUAUUAUUGGCCUCUGCUGUUGGAUGCGCAGCGAAACGAGGGCGAGGCCAAGAUAUACUCACUCAUCGCGUCCAUGCGUGCCAUGGACAUCGAUAUUGACGUUGAUACGGUGACCGGUUACGUAUUGCCGUUCGUAAACACUGUGAAUCCACUCCAUACGAUGGAGAGAUUAAAAAUGAACGGCGUACCUGAAAGUGUUUUGAACACGUCUAUGAUAUACUUCCUGCUGAAGAAACAUCGGCUAGAGGAUGUGUUGUUUGUGUGCCAGGACACAGACCUGAAACUGAACUACAAAAUACUGAUGACACCACUGAUGCACGUUUACUUCGCUACGCGAGACAUUGAAAGAUGCGCGAAGGUGUUAACUGUAUCUAAAAAGGGUUCCGAUUUUGUCGGCCUGUUUUUGAUGAAGCUGCUGAAAAACAAGUAUCCAAUACUCCACAUACAGGAACUUCAGGACUUGUUGAAAACAUUUGACAAGCAUAAUGUGAAAUUCUCGCAACAUGAUAGCAAUUUUCUCAAGAACAAAAUUGACAUCUUUGAUGUCGAUCUUGAGACGAAAAUGAAUCUGUACAAAAUAAUCGACAAAAUGGUAGAAAAGAAGCUGCGGUUCUCCACGAUGAUAACCAUGCCGCAUCCAAGAUAUAUGAGUCCCAGUGAACUCGCCUGCCACUUCAUCUGGAUGAACAGUAAAGGAGGCGACACUAAAUACAUCCUGAAAUAUCUAUUAGAAGCAUAUUAUUUGGAUAACAAUCUGAAGAAAGCAGAGAAGAUAAAGCAAGAGUACGAUAUGAAGCAGUAUCCCUGGACAACCGAGAUGAAAAUACAAUUGUUCAUUCUGUAUGUCGAGCACGGCAAACUGAAAGAAGCCGAGACGUUGCUGGCCGAGACGUUGCUGGCCGACAUCAAAAUGACUGACCAGUUCCCGAAAGACAGAAACAUGAUCCUACUGUUCGCCACCGCGUUGGUGAAGGUGGACAAACCGAAGAUAGCCUUUCAUAUUAUCGAGAACUUUUUUAACGUCAACAACAGGAAGAAUAUGUUCAAGAAUUGUGUCAAACUUUUGACCGCGCUGGCAGAAAGCAAGUAUCACAACAACACAAAGGAUAUGUUGUACUUUUUGACUGAGAAGAAGUAUUGCAAAAUUACCAACGAUGUGCUGCGGCCGCUGGUAGCGAUACCCUUAAAGCAGAAAGAUAUCCCAUCGGCGAUAGCAAUACUAACAAAAUGCUUGCAUAUGUACAAGAAGAUACCGAUGGCGGUGGAGGUGUUUACGGAGUUAUUACGUGAGAAAGAUAAUGAGAACGUACAGAGAGCGAGUAAACUCAUAGAAGAGAUGUACGAUAUGAUAGCGAAUAUACAUGGCAUCCAGGAGGCCAAUACUUACAUGAUAAUGGGACUAGCAAAUUUAAAUAAAAUGGAAGAACUGCGAAAUAUAUUGCAGGAGCAAAAGAUUUCUAUGUCAGUUAUUAUUCGCCAAUUCACUUACAUGCAGAAAUUAGACGACACAAAGUGCUUGUUGAGAAUUCUCGAGGCGAGUCAGGAUACGAGCAAUGUGGAUCAAGUUUUCUUAUGCGACAUGCUCCUUAGCUUUUACAGUAAAAUAGGCGAUCAAAAAAGCAUUUUCACGCUUUUGGAAUUGAUACGUGCAAAAAAUAUCAAUCCCGGCAAAUCUUUCAAAAUUGGUUUUACUGAAUUUUGCCAGUUGAAUAAAAUACCACUCCCAGCCGAAUUCGAGUCGGAAAUUAAUAAGAUAAAUGUUAACAUUCAGUGAAUAUGCAAAUAUCGUGAACAAUUACAAAACAGUGACAAUACGCAUGAGAUAAAAACAAUUCAAUCGUAGAUAUAGCUAAGAAUAUUGUCGUCGUUAUCUCAUGUUCGCAUUAUUACUGUUUUCAAAUAAAUAUUGUUAGAUUUGAAAAAGGUAUUGACAAUUUAUAACUCAAUAAAGAGACUUCAGAUUUUCCUGAAGCACCAGACCGUAAUCGUCGAUUAA
Molecule: messenger RNA, 3487 nt
Organism: Odontomachus brunneus
Lineage: Eukaryota; Metazoa; Arthropoda; Insecta; Hymenoptera; Formicidae
Gene: bsf
Product: leucine-rich PPR motif-containing protein, mitochondrial-like
Exons: 3
Coding region: 191-3265 (1024 amino acids)
Molecular function (GO): protein binding
Source: RefSeq, a predicted model, not a curated record